AUGAGGCAUCCAAUUCAAAUGAAGCCAGCAGAUUGUGAAGGUCUGAAUUCUCUUGCAGUUGAAGAAAGGAAACUGUUUGUCGGUAUGCUGUCCAAGAAAUGCGACGAGAGUGACGUCAGGAUAAUGUUCUCAGCGUUUGGUUCAAUCGAAGAAUGUCACAUAUUAAGAGAUCAGAUGGGAGGACACAAAGGAUGUGCCUUUGUAACAUUUGCCACAAGACAGAUGGCCCUUAAUGGAAUAAGAUCUAUGCACCAAUCUAGAAUAAUGGAUGGUUGUACGUCAAAGUUGGUAGUUAAGUUUGCAGACACGCAGAAAGAGAAAGAACAGAAGAAGUUACAGCAAAUGGCACAACAAAUGUGCUACAACAAUCUAUUACAAAUGGCAUGUUUAGGUGGUGGUAUGAAUAACCAACAACAACAACAACAACAACAACAAGGUUCAGGUCUCAACAAUCCAUACUUAUUUCAGAAUGCAUUCUUGCAGUUAGCGCAACAAGCAGCAGCAGCUGGUGGUGGAGGCGGAACAGGGGGUAACAUGGGAAAUGUGUCAAACCUUGCCAAUCUACAACUACCAGGCCAUGAAUAUUCAUCUUCCCCUGUAGGUCAAACGGCGGCAUUGACGAUGCCCCAACUAGCGGCAUUAGCGUCGGCGGUCAACCAGCAGCAGAACAGUACGGGUGGCCAGAGCCAGAAUGCGUUAGCACAGAGCCAAGCGUUACUAGCAGCGGCACAAGGGAACAGCAUUAUGGGGGUCACACCCGGAUCAACAGGCGGAACGGCCUCGACUGCGUCGUCGACCAUCACACCGACCGCCAAUACCAAUUCUCUCGUGGCAGGGUUAACUGGCCUUCACAGCGGCCUACAACAGAAUCUGCAGACGAACACAGGUCCAUCUGGAAUGGGCUCAAAUCCAUCGUUAGCUGGCUUCAGAGGCUUACCAAAAGGAGCCGGAACUAACACGACAUCGAGUAUGACGGGACUAACAGCGGGUUUACAGGGCUUAGCAGGCACGGGGCUGUCGAGCAGUGUAGCCGGGGUCGGUAGUUUGGGCACGGCGGCCGGUUUGGCGGGCACAGGGGCCGCAACCGCCCCCACAGCCAAUAUUGACCUUACCGCCUUGACGCAAGCAUAUUCAGGGAUACAGCAGUAUACAGCACAAUUUCCCAACGGUUUUGGACCCAUCAAUGCUUUCCAGCAACAACAACAACAGCAAGUCGGAGCCGCAGGUCAAAAACAAAAAGAAGGUCCAGAGGGCGCUAAUCUAUUUAUAUACCACCUACCCCAAGACUACACGGACACGGAUCUAAUUUCAAUGUUCUCUCCGUACGGCGGUAUCCUCAGUGCAAAGGUCUUCAUCGACAAAAAUACGAACCUCAGCAAAUGUUUCGGUUUUGUAAGUUACGAUUCACCGAUUUCAGCGCAGACAGCCAUCCAGGCAAUGAACGGUUUCUCAGUAGGCACAAAGAGGUUAAAAGUCCAGCUCAAGCGCUCUAAAGAAGCUAGCAAACCGUACUAAAGAACGCUCGAUACUUCUGUCCAAGUCAUGUGACGUCUGCCUGUACACGUUUGCUCGUUGCCCCUGGAAACCAUACUGGUUUGCUAUUUUAUCAUGUGACUAGUUCAACGAACUGUCGUCUGUUUGUUUGUCAGAAAUCAAAUCGUCUCGUUCUCUAAGCAGACUUAAAAACCUAAGAAACAUCACAUGUUAUAUGCAUUUGGAUUCUUCAUAUGUGGUGUAUGCCUUAGUCUAUAUCCCAGCACAUUGGACCGUUUGACCAGUAGACGCUUUUUAACAUUUUGUUAAUGUAUGAUAAUGUCAAGCAAUCUCUUUAUUAAUCCAUGUUUACAUCAUAACGACCCAUGGCAAUGAGAAAUAUAAGCGAGAAAUAAAAAUCAGACAUGCUUGAAAUUCAAAUGAAAAUCAGGGAGGCUUUAGUUUAGAAGGGUUAUUAACCGACACCUGUAUUGUUUUCACGAUCGUAGUUGGCCAUUAUGCGUAACUUUUGCUUGUGCGUGUGUGUUAGAUUUUAUUGGGUCUGAAUCUAAGACUAUAGUACCUUCAUUGAUAAUUGAUAUGGCCUUCGAUGAAGACUACAUUAGUUGUAUUGUUUGUGUAAUGUGCAAAAAAAGCAUGGAAUGUUUUUAUUUCUAUAUUCAUUUUCCUCAUGUGUUCCCUUAAGAGGGUUCGCGGGAUAUUUUCUUGUAGUUCAUUCAUAUAUUUGUGACAUCAUUUUCCAUAGAGGAAAAGAACAGGCCUGUGUGUCAAUUUGGAGUUGAAUGUUUUAAAGAAAAUAGCAAUUUUAUCAUUGAUUAUCAUACUUGUUUGAUGUGGAUUUCCCCGGCGUGAUAAAUCUUAUGAAGUCUCAUUUAUGUUGAUAUUUUAAGUUUGUUGAAAACAGGGUGUGGAAAAGUGAUAAAAGUUCUUGUACGUUUUAAAUCAUUAUUUAUUUACAAUUAUACCAAGUUUUAAAGAGAAAUAAGCGUGCAUCCCCUAUGGAGGGAGACACAGUGUGUUUGGAAUAAAGUGAGUUUUUGUGUGUGUUUUAUUAUUGGCGUUCAAGAGAUUAUUGCCAUUAAAGUGUGUAGUUUUUUUCAGUGAUUUUAUUUUUUAAUGAUUAUUAUUUAUUGUUAUUCAUUUUUUAAACCAUCAUCCAAACAUCAUGUAGUAUGGUAUAAAUUGCAGUGUUGAAUUUCUAGUUAAAUUUGUUGCCGUGUUGAAUUUGCAGAAUAAACAAAGGAUAUUUUGUAACGUUACUCCCAUUGAAUGUUCAUAUUUUACUCAAUAUGCAAUGGAGCGCCCGCGGAGAUAUUACAUGUGAAAGGUCAGUCAUUGUCUUAAAAGCCAGUAAAAUGGAUUUGAAGCUAAAUUGAUGCACUAGUGCCCAUUGGUAUGUCGUCAACGUCAUUACCUAGCAGCGCUUUGGAAAUCUGGCAAUGCGGUUUCGAAACCAAGUCAAAAAAAGACAUUAGUACCCUUCGUUGAGGCAUUGUUCAUUAUUGCAAUUUCUCUCGGAGAGGAUGUUAAGCCGUUAGUCUUCACUUUGACAAGUUGAUCCUGUAUGUGAUGCUCGGGAAUUUGUUGCAUUGACGUAAUAAAAUGUCAUGAAGAAUCCUGAAUUUGCAUCCCAUCCUCAUUUGCCCGAUAAGUGGGAUGCCCAGGGGGUGUAUAUCUAUAUCUAUGUGGUUCAAGCCCCAAAACUAGUGAAAGCAAAACCAUAUAUUUCCUUUGUAUUAUCCCUCUCCCUACCCAAAACCCCCAAACAAAAGGCGGAAAAAGGGGCACUUGACAAUGUCAGCCCCCCCCCCCUGCCACCCCGAUACCUGUGGGUGAUCAUUAGGAUGAUCACUCAUUUCAGCAGAUGUGAAGUAAUUAGCUUUAAAUUGGAUGAGCCUGCACCUAUGAAUGUUUUUAACCGAAAUAUGGAGCAAUACAAAUGCUGUGGAUCAUCAUCAGUAGCUAAUACCUUUUUAAAAGUGUUCAGCAUUAUGCCCUAUUCAAGGACAAGGAGCAUAUCUAUGCAAAGAGCACCUAAUUGAUAUUUGACUUUAAAGUAACACGCCAAACUGAUUCGUCAGUCAUCGCCAUGGAUACCACUAUCGGCAUUCUCAAUUUAAUGACAUCGUUAAAUCCCAUAGAUUGAAAUUGUUAAGAUUGAAAUGAGCAAGAUCAUUUUCUCCAUUUUUUUCAAGUUUUAUUUCAUACAGAUACGGGUUGCAUGCGUGUUCCCACUAGUCCGUUCAGUGCAUAUUGAGUAAAUAUACUGUUAAAUUUGUCAAGCAUUUGUUCUAAAGAUAUGUAUAUGUAAUGUGUUUCAGAUUGAUUUUAAACGAGGAUAAAUCUCAAGAAAUUCUUACCCAGAUAAAUCAUAUAAUUUUUAUCCAAACCUGGCAGAAAUUUGCUUUUGUUUUACUGGAACUAUUUAUCAAAUGAAAUUGGAUUCAGCUACAAUGAAAAACAAUUCAUAGCAUUCAAAUAAUUUGAAUUUUAUUAACAGUAAUAAUCCAGACAUGAAAUUAUAAGCAGAUAUAUGUAAAUGCUGGCAAGAUGUUGUUAAUUUAUUAUUUUUUCCUUAAAAUUAAUAAUCCGCAGCUAUUUACCCAAGAUGAAUUAUAUUUGCAAAUUUUUUGUGGAAAAGUACUAUAUAUAUGUAUUCAAGAAAUCCAGGUCGUUUGAUUACUCAAAAGAUUUUUUUUUUAUUUUGUGUGAUUUGAUGAUUUUGUUUUGGUGCUCUGGUCUGCACUGGAUUUGAAUUUUAUCGAUUGAUUUUGAAUUUUAAAUCUCACCAAUUUUAACAAGGAAUAGUGAAUAGAAUUGGCUUACGACGCGUUUCAAUGGAAAACCAGUGUAGAAGUGCUGGGUCUACUGUAUGUAAUUCGCACGAUGCACCAUUGAAAAUAUUUGACAACUUAAGGUUUUAAGAAGUUUCUCCAUAAAAAACAGUUAUUUUAGCUCUAGGAAGAAUUUGUGACCAGUCAUUCAAUGCGAUUCAUUUGACUUUUUUGCACUGCGGCAUAUUUAGCUGGAUUAAGUUGAAUUUAUUAUGUUAGGAUGACACCGGGCAGGAUGUAUUCACUGAAAAAUUUGGAUGCUGAAUCAGAUGAUAACAUACAUAACAGUUUCAGAAAUGACUAGUCCCUACCGUUAAUGACGUCAAAUUUUGAAAUAAAACAAGUUUAAAUAAAACAAGUUUAUUUAGAAAAUAUAACGACACACCCAGAUGUUCAACCGAACUUGUGAUUGUUAAACAAUGCAAUUAUUUUAGAAUUCAAGCUACCGCUCUUAAAUGGGGGUUAGUCGGUGUGAAGACACCCAAGUCAUAUACCCAGAAGGUGCCUGAAAGUUUGAUUAUAAAUUAAUUGUAAAGGAAACAAUGAAUUCACCUUUUGUGUAGUUAGAAAGGGCAGUGCGAAUAGGCCAGUGUAAACCUUUGUUUCUUCUAAACGUUUGGAAUCAUUUGUUGUGCGUGAAUGUAGAUUACUUGCUGUCAAAUCGUUUUGUGUACAGAGUUUUAUGAGAUAAAAAAGGAUGCAAACAUUUGUCGUGUACUAAGAAGAAAAAAAGAUUAUUUACGUGUACAGCCUACAUUUGGAGAUUUUUUUCUAAAUUGAAAGAAGUAUUAUGUAAUUUCACUGUAUUCAAUGAUAUUUCUGUGACUGUAUUAAGAAAAUUGUUAGGUGUAGUGUUAAUGUGGUUGACAUGUUAUAGAUUAUUAAUGGUACAUUAUGCGUACGAUAUUCAGCAUUGGGUUCAAGCCAGAGUUCACAUGCAGUUUAAAAUCAAGACCGUAAAAAAUGUACUUAAUGCUAAAAAAUUAUCUCUUUCAGAGUUAGCCUUCACUACAGGCUGUGUGAGUUAAAGCCAUUCAUUAGCUUGUAUCAAGUCUUCAUUUCUGGCUUUUCAAAUCAACAUAACAAACUGACCAGCAUAAGCAUUACUGCCGACUAUAUUUGAAAUCGUUUGAAUUUAUCAGCAUUUUAAAUGUUUUCAUUCAAGUCAAUCAGUUUCUUUUUUCAACAGGCUUAUUAGGCCAAAAAUGAUUUGAAUUAUGAUCUGAAACAAUCAAGUACUAUGAAUGCAAAGUGAUAUUAAUUUUUUUUUCAGAAGGCAUAUAACCCUUGGUAUGAUUUGAUGAAAUAUUAAAUUAUAGAAUUUUGAGUAAGAUUGUCCACAGUGCAGUGAGACACAAUAGUUAAUCAGCCCAUAUUCGAUGACAAACCUAUUAAAGCAAAUUUAUGUUACAAUAUAUAAGGCCAUAAUUCAUAUGUAUAUUUUCCUGAGAAAAGCUGCAGAAAUAAACAAACCCUUUUUUCAAUUAGAGCAUUAGAAUCCAUGUUUUCUCUAAAAUCGACAAAAAAAUCUUGUUUCCAUGGAUAUUGACAUGUUUUUUAAUGUGGUGUUGGGCUUAUUGAAACGAAAAUAAGUUUUAUUUCAUUGAUGUAGUUGAGUUCAGAUCAUUGGCAAUUUUGUGUUUGAAAAAAGAUAUAUAUUACUGUUGUUUAGCCAAUGAAGAUGGGGGAAAAUAAACCUAUGCAAUUGAGACAUGUCAUGUUUGAUGAUUUUAAUUUUACUAAUAUAUCAUAUUAUGUAUUCUCCGCAAAGAAAGCAAAAGAGAUUAUAACGAGACGCCCAUGAAGUGCAAUUUUUACCGUUAAAGAGCAUGUUAUGCGUUGUGUCACGUCGUCUUAAGCUGGCUCAUACCGGACAAGUCUGUUUGUUUUUGUUGUCCUUUUUUCCUUGUUUUUAAAGGAAAGUCGUUGAAUAAAUGUGGAAGUUAACAUUGGAUUGUAAUGUUAAGCCGUAACCCACCCUUAAUGUUUAUGUUGGUGAUCUUUGACCUUUGAGUAAUGACCUAAUGUUGACCUGUUGUUGAUUUUAAUUGUGUGUUGUAUAUUGUAUAAAAAGUUGUAGUAUUCUUAGUGCAUUAAUCGUUGCAUUCAUUCAUUACAUUGUAUUCAUUCAUAUUUUUAAAGUAUUGUUGGGUUAAUGGUAUUUCCGUCAUGAAUUUGUUGUUUUUAUGUUCCUUCAGCUUGUGUUUAAGUUUACCCUCCCUCUCUCGAAUCGUCUAAAUGCGAGGUGCGGAAGGGGGAAAAAUGUUUGUUGAAGUUUUAGUGUACAUGUUGUAGAUUCGAACGCAAGAAAGCAAUGUCAUGUUCUUUUUUAAACUUGUUUGAUUGUAUAUGUUGGAUGUGACAGAGAGCAAUUUCUUUCCCCGUUUUUUUUUCUGUUCUUCACCCGAUUUUUAUAAUCGUUACGUUCUAUGUUCACUUUCGUACUGGAUGCAUGUCAUACGGUGAAGUAUCCAAGUUAUAAGCAUGCCCUUCCCCCUUAUUUUUUUAAAAAGUUCCUGCUUAUUCGCCCCCUUUAAACGUUUAAUAUUUCUAUUAAGUUAGUUAUUUGUUACCGGUAACAGAAAGAAAUUUCCUUUUCAUUCCUUUAUUCUUGGGGAAAUCAAAUUAUUUCUUUAUCUGCAAGAUAUUAAGAAAAAUAUUUAAAAACUUAAACAAAGCAGGGAGUUGCAUUUUUUAAAUCCAUUUGUCAGAAAUUAAUGAUGUAUCAGCGAUAAAUCGCACAUAUUCUUGGUAAAAAAAGUUCCAAGAUUGAAAUUUAUUAAUAAGACUGGUCUCUUGUUCCCAAGUUCAUAUCAAACCAUUGACUAUGAAUGCUACAUCUAUGUUAUAAUAAAAUGUUCUCAUGUGAUAUGCAGUCAUAUGGUCAUCGUAAAAUUAUUGUUCAAUAAGUCGACAGAAUAUUUUUAUAGCUAUACAAAGCAAAACCAUUCCAGAAACAAAGAAAACAAGGUCAUUAUGUCCAUGCAAAGUCUUUUGGCAUCAUGUAUAAUGUAAUCUCUGACUGUCGUCAGUAUGGUAGCCUGAAUGUAUCAAAUCAAUUUGUUUAUUGAUGCGAGUAACAUAUUCAAUAUUCCAAUAAGAUCUUUCCUUUUUCAUACACAGUCCGACGUUUGUCUAAAAUGUGAUUUUGACCAAGAAAUAGUUUGCUUCAUAGGUGUUUAUAUAGGUGUAAAAUUUCCCCUCUUUUUAAUCCUAGGGUUCCUCUAUGAUGUGCCCCGACAAUGAUCAAUGUCAGAAAGAUUUGAUUCUUUUUCUCUUUAUUAUUUCUCUGUUUGUACGUUUGUCGGCUUUGAUCGUUCAUUCUCUACCCUGCUUUUUGUUACCGUUCAAGAAAAUGAAAAUGUUUGGAUCGUUCUCUUGUUCUACCUGCGUUUGUGUCUCUUUUUUUUGUGGUAUUAUUAAAAGGCUAGCUUAGUUCUGUCAUGUGAAA
Molecule: messenger RNA, 7779 nt
Organism: Lytechinus pictus (painted urchin)
Lineage: Eukaryota; Metazoa; Echinodermata; Echinoidea; Temnopleuroida; Toxopneustidae
Product: CUGBP Elav-like family member 1
Exons: 14
Coding region: 1-1515 (504 amino acids)
Biological process (GO): regulation of alternative mRNA splicing, via spliceosome; mRNA splice site recognition
Cellular component (GO): nucleus; cytoplasm; ribonucleoprotein complex
Molecular function (GO): mRNA 3'-UTR binding
Source: RefSeq, a predicted model, not a curated record